Molecule: messenger RNA, 1482 nt
Organism: Truncatella angustata
Lineage: Eukaryota; Fungi; Ascomycota; Sordariomycetes; Amphisphaeriales; Sporocadaceae
Product: Clr5 domain-containing protein
Exons: 2
Coding region: 1-1482 (493 amino acids)
Source: RefSeq, a predicted model, not a curated record
AUGGCGAACUCCAAUACUACUAAUCCGCCACCGGGAGGGGGAACUUGGGCGACACCACACGACUGGGCGACGCACCGCGCCACCAUCACGGCCUUGUAUGAAGGCCAAAACAUGACCCUCAAAAAGAUCAUGGACACCAUGGAAAAAGACCAUAAGUUCAUCGCGACAGAGAGAAUGUAUAAGUCGCGUCUCAAGCAAUGGGGACUUCGGAAGAAUUACAGAUAUGAAGAAGUGAAUGAAAUCAUCCGUCAGCAGACUGUACGGGCACCUGCUUCGAAGCCCACGAACUCAUCUGCCCUAGUGGGUUCCCGUGCGCGCAAGACAGAUGGUCGACGGGGCCGACUUCCUCGCCGUCAACCUGAACCUGAACCUGUUGUCGUGAAGACACCAAACCAUAUGGUGGUCUCCGCACUACAGAGACUCACACCACCUCCGACUGGCAUCAGUUGUCGUGCUCCCUCGCCAACAGCGUUGGCUAAUGUUUCCUUCCUAUUCCCUCUUACACCGCCAGCCGACCUUUUGUAUCCGGAAGAAUGCAGUUUCCACAUCACGAGAUACACCGCCGGUGCGUUCGACAAGGGCAUUUGGGCUCUGGACUCGCCAGAAUGGUUAAAUACGAACCGUGCUGUGGUCGACUGGUUUAACCGAAUGGCUCUAGCACGAGGGGCGCUGGCUGGCGGGCAUACGCAGCAAGGAUUUAAGCUUUUACAGCUUUGCUUCGACGAGUACAAAGAUAUGAUAGUUGCACAAGACCCUCGGUUGAUGCUCUAUACGACCGUAGCUCUUUUCCUCAUGGUCGGUUAUCCGGAAGUUAUCGCCAUGUUCGUCAAAUACAUCUCAAAUUUGUCCCGUAUCUUGCAGGGCCCAUUUCAUCCGCUUCACCAGAUCAUGGCAUCGCUCGAUCAGAUGGGGUUUGCUGGAAUGCAAGAAAAUGCGAGGGCUAUAUUCGAUGCUCAGCUUUCGGAGUUUGAGAAAUAUCUCCCUCCAAAUAAUCAGGUUCUCCAGAGUAUGUUUGUCUUUGCCAUACGUAAUCUGGCUGUGUCUGGCUUGAUCGACAUUGGUGUGGCAGAGGCGAAAGUCAGAGCCCUGCCACGCGAUUCCGACAACGGGCGCGUAGGAAUGGCUUUGGCACAAGUCUUGAUGAUGGCUGCCCGAUAUAGCGAGGCACGAGAUACCAUAGAAGAACUCCUAGCAACCCACAUGGACCGUGUUCGUACCAUAGCAGGUGGUCUCGAUACACUCUUCUUGAUUUGUCGUUUGGAAGGCAACGAUGAACUCAUCCGCGAUGCGUCAUACAGGCGAAUCAGUUUCGCUUCCAAAACCUUUGGUGCCGGCAGCGACUGGGCAGUCGAUGCAUGCUCCGACUAUGAGAAGUACUUGCGCGACAUAGGCGACAACGAAGGUGCAGACCACGUCUUCUCCAAUUUCGGUGUAGAAAUGACGGAGCUCACUAAGGGCGUGAAGGAACUGGAGAUCAAGUGA